AUGCGGCACAAGGGCUUCCUCUCCACUGCAGCUGAUGCGUGCAACCGUUGCUCUGGAUCGUCACAGCUAGCUCAUCAUACCCUAGCUGGUCCAUCAAGGCUUGCCCUGAUCGCACCCGCACCAUCGAGCUUGCCAUCACCUCCUCCUCCGCCAAUAUCCACACUGCCAUCUUCAUCUUCAUCUUCAUCCCUCUCCUCCUCACCUAUCCUCGCGUCAACUUCGGCGGGCGUCCGUUCUCGCAUCGCAAAUGAUCCUCGCCUUCGUCCAGCAAAGUUCAUCUCUCGUGGCAUCGGCCCGGGCCAUCUGUCUUUCCUCUAUCCACCAUCCUGCCUCGAGCUGACUCGCAACUCGGCGAUACGAGCAAAGUCGUCUCUCGCGCCCACAAUUGCCGUCGCUGCACCCGCAACCGCCGCGCAGCAGCUUGCUACACCGUCGCACGACGAACACGACCAUCAUCACCAUCUUUCCGCUCGCCUUGAGCCCGAUUUCACCUUCUUACGUCGUCGAUAUCAUCCACCGCAACAACUUGUCCGCCAACCAGCCAACCACACUCUUCUUCAACAAGAUGCAAACAGCCCCCAAGAUCACAUAGCAGCACCAAAUUGGUCAAGUCAACACGCCCCUUUUCCCGCCAACACACGGCCACAGCAUCUGGUCGACGCAUCAGCUGCUGCUUUGCUUUCGCUACGCCGCCGUCGCCACGUCCUCCGUCAGUCACUUCAGAAUGGCCGAAUCACCGACCCGGACACGAUUGUCAAGCAAUGCCGUCGUCUCGUCCUCCAGUCGUGCCGCGUUACCUCGCGAUGGCACGCCAGCACUGCUCGCGCAAUUGCUUCCGAGACUGUAUCCGACUGCGCUUCCCAUCUCGCUGCUGCAGCUCAACCAGUCGCGGCUGCCAAAGUUGUUCGUUACUGUCUAGUAAAGCUCGGCUGGCAUCCUCGUCCCAACUCCCAACCCGAUUCAGCUCCUCCGUCCGCUUCUGGUGCUACCCUGAAUCGCGACACAAGCGCAUCGUCAACCAUACCGACCACACCAUCGACGCCAUCAUCCACGCUCUGGCUCGCCGCGCAACAGAUCAUCUCUCAACUGACGCUCGCGCCUUCACCACUCAGCCCGCGACCUAGCCGACGUUUUGAAUCACCGCAGCACCUCGAUGCUGCCACCUCGCUUGUAUCGGCUAUGCACUUGAGCCAGAUGCCUCGAUCCACGGCCUCGCAGACAGCCCUUUUACGAGCCCUGAUUGCUUCCAGCCAGAUCCAACUAGCUGUUCACACAUAUGCCUCCGAGGUGCGAGCUUGGUGGGCCGCUCAUAAAAAAGUACGCCGUCCAAGCUCACUGCUACGACGUCAAGCUACUCUCCUCAUGCACAUCGGCAAACCCAGCUCGCAAGCUCUUCGUGAGAUCACACGCGCUAUGCAGCAUCUCGAACAGCUCGUCUCUCGCGUCCGACCCGAUGUCUUGUCUCUGCUUCCACAGCACGAGCAAGAGGUGCUCCACGCCAAACGUGCCGAGUAUGCUGAUUCGCUAGUCGAGCUCAUCCGUCUGGUACGCGCAGGACGCUUGCCUCUGCCGCCUGCAGCUAGUGCACCAGAGAUCGCCUGGAUCGUUUCCGCAUCCUGCCGCUUUGAAGCCACCAUGCUUCUCGAAGAACCAGUUGCCAAAAACUUCAAACCAACCUCGCCGUCAUUGGACGCUGCAGAGAAACGCACAUUACGAUCCGCAGCUCAGAUCAUCCGUUGCUUUCUCUGCGAGUAUAUGCGCUCUCUUCCUGAUGGAAAGUCGCGUUCGUCGCGAGACAUGCUGGUCCAAGGCGUUCCCGUGAUUCGACCAGCCAUUGGGAUCGUCGUCUACAAUCGACUCAUUCACUACGCCUUGUCAACACUCAGAUCACCUUCCAUGUGUAGAGAGGUCUUUCAGCACAUGACUCAGCUUCGUCAGCCACCGCUCGAGCCUGAUGCCGUCACCUUCAACAUCAUCCUCCGUCAGGCCACUACCCAGCGCUACGGAUCACUCGCACGAGCUGUAUUAACCACAAAGCGUGCCGAGCAGCCGCAGUCUCACACCUCGGACGUCAGUUCCGAGCAACCUAGUCCAGUUGUAGCGCAGACCACUUCAGAUGCCACCGCUGCAAACACCAAUAGGGUAUCGUCACCAUCGUCAUCAGCGGCAACAGCAGCAGUAUCCGCAGCCUCGAAGCGCACUGCGAUCGACAGUGAGCUGCGUUCGAUUAGGCCCAUGAUUCAGCAAAUCGAUGCUGCGAUUGCCCAGGCCGACUCGUACCGUCUGGUAGCGCUGGUCCAGUAUGUGACUGCAUCGGGUCUCUUCUUGCGUCGUUACCGACACGAGCCUGGGCAUGCCGGCGUUAAGGAGUUGGUAAUGCGCAUCUAUCCGUCGCUCAACAAGCAGCGCUCUGCACAGGCUGGCGUGAUGGGAGCGCCCGACUCACAACAGCAACGUUCAAAUCUUGCUCUGCGUCCGAAAGCGAACCAGGCGUCUCGCCACGCUAUCCUCGAUCCGCACGUCUUGACCGCGACGCUCAACCUUGCCGCUAAAGCCGGCAAGACAGGUCUGGCUUUGCGCAUCUGGCGACUGAUUAAGCGUACCAGCCUGCAGAGCGCUUUGCAGUCUGCUGCGAUCGAUGUCGCCAAGAAGCUGUGGCAGAUUCCUGUCGAGGCUGCUACCAUCCUGAUGAGCGUGUUGGCAAGCGAAGCUGCAAGAGCCCCCAAGGUGCGGCCUUCGCUGAGAGUGCAUCGGCAGCGCACGUCCUCGGUUGGAGUGUCGCGAAAGACACCUUUGAGGACGUCCAGGCUUGUCGUUCGUCGGCAGUAUGCGCGCGGUUGGAACAUGGUUGCAUCGUUACGAGGGCGCUCGCGUGCGAAAUGGCUCAGUUCGAGCGCAAGCAUGCACAACCGCGCCGCUGAGUUCGGCGAGGGUCUGCGGUGGAGAGCUGCACAGCUACUGGCCAAACGCGAAUAUGCUUUCCUCGUGCAUCACUGGCAGCUGUCACGUAGACUGUCGAGCUCGCGUCGUCAGCGAUUGGUGGAAUUGGUUCAGAUGGGUCAGGGCGAAUCCUCGGCAAGGAGUAAAGUUGCAGCCGAACCAGCCGCAGUAGCAGCAGAUGCUCAAGAUGCGCUGGACACGAGUGUGCAGCCAGACUCGCGCUUUUACGAUGCGCUCCUGGAUGUGUUUGGCCAUAGACCUGGCAUGAUGCAGCGUAGCAGGAGGCAUCGUUCGCGUGCAGAGACGCUGGCGCAGCUUCGUCGUGGAUACAAGCAGAUGCUCAAGAAAGUCAGUGCGGCGUCAGAUGGACUUGCUCCAAGUGGUGUGACUGAGCAACUGACUGGCACUGUCUCCGAACACGAUAGCCCCACCCUUGCGGAACCACCCACUCUCGUAGACAAGGCACUCACACUUUCAACCAGCCAGCUGCUGCAUACACUCGCUGCGCGCAUCAGCUGCAACUCGCGCGGUCGAUCGACAUGUCUUACACCAGAUCCGUUCCUUGUGCGCAUCUUGGUCGACAUGCAGGUCUUGCAGCUCGACAUCCCGGUUGGCUAUCGAUGGAUCCUCGCACACUGCACAAUCACAACCACCACCGCUGGGCAAGCUCGAGUACCGAAUCUGCUCCAGAAUAGUGUCGUUGCGACAAGCACAAGGGAACGCGGUGCCUUUUCGGCGUUCAGAGGCGCAAGAGUCAAGACAGUUGGACUUGUUGCUAGACGUGGGCUGAAAAGAGGGUGA
Mycosarcoma maydis (corn smut) is the source of this 3741-nucleotide messenger RNA. RefSeq lists its product as uncharacterized. Lineage: Eukaryota; Fungi; Basidiomycota; Ustilaginomycetes; Ustilaginales. The transcript has a single exon. The coding region runs from base 1 to 3741 and encodes 1246 amino acids. The record is from RefSeq and is a predicted model, not a curated record.